Molecule: messenger RNA, 3314 nt
Organism: Pteronotus mesoamericanus
Lineage: Eukaryota; Metazoa; Chordata; Mammalia; Chiroptera; Mormoopidae
Gene: STAU1
Product: staufen double-stranded RNA binding protein 1
Exons: 14
Coding region: 85-2004 (639 amino acids)
Biological process (GO): protein localization to synapse; anterograde dendritic transport of messenger ribonucleoprotein complex; intracellular mRNA localization
Cellular component (GO): plasma membrane; neuron projection; cytoplasmic stress granule
Molecular function (GO): mRNA binding; double-stranded RNA binding
Source: RefSeq, a predicted model, not a curated record
GUAGAACUUUAGACUUCAUAGUACUGAAUUAACCUGCACUGAAAGCUGUUUACCUGCAGUUGUUCACUUUUGUUGAAAGUGACCAUGUCUCAAGUUCAAGUGCAAGUUCAGAACCCAUCUGCCGCUCUCUCAGGGAGCCAAAUACUGAACAAGAACCAGUCUCUUCUCUCACAGCCUUUGAUGAGUAUUCCUCCUACUACUAGCUCUCUGCCCUCUGAAAAUGCAGGUAGACCUAUUCAAAACUCUGCUUUACCCUCUGCAUCUAUUACAUCCACCAGUGCAGCUGCAGUUCCUUCUAGCAUGGCACACCCCAAAGAGAAAACCCCAAUGUGUCUUGUGAAUGAGUUAGCCCGUUUCAACAAGAUUCAGCCUGAGUAUAAGCUUUUGCGUGAGCAAGGUCCGGCUCACUGUAAGUGGAAGCCGUGCACUGAGGGAAUCCUGAAGUUAAGACCUACAAGAAAAAUCAGCUGUGAAGACAGCAUAACCCCUACUGUAGAGCUAAAUGCACUGUGCAUGAAACUUGGAAAAAAACCAAUGUAUAAGCCUGUUGACCCUUACUCUCGGAUGCAAUCCACCUAUAACUACAAUAUGAGAGGAGGUGCUUAUCCCCCAAGGUACUUUUACCCAUUUCCAGUACCGCCCUUACUUUAUCAAGUUGAACUUUCUGUGGGAGGACAGCAAUUUAACGGGAAAGGAAAGACGAGACAGGCUGCGAAACAUGAUGCUGCUGCGAAAGCUUUGAGGAUCCUGCAGAAUGAGCCCCCGCCAGAGAGGCUGGAGGUGAAUGGGAGAGAAUCAGAAGAAGAAAAUCUCAAUAAAUCUGAAAUAAGUCAAGUGUUUGAGAUUGCACUUAAACGGAACUUGCCUGUGAAUUUUGAGGUCGCCCGGGAGAGUGGCCCGCCCCACAUGAAGAGCUUUGUGACCAAGGUGUCAGUUGGGGAGUUUGUGGGGGAAGGUGAAGGGAAAAGCAAGAAGAUUUCAAAGAAAAAUGCUGCUAUAGCUGUUCUUGAAGAGCUGAAGAAGUUACCACCUCUGCCUGCAGUUGAGCGGGUGAAGCCCCGAAUCAAAAAGAAAACAAAACCCAUAGUCAGGGUACAGAGCGGCCCGGAACAUGGCCAGGCGAUGAAUCCCAUUAGCAGACUCGCCCAGAUCCAGCAGGCAAAAAAGGACAAGGAGCCGGAGUACAUGCUUCUCACAGAGCGAGGCCUCCCGCGCCGCAGGGAGUUUGUGAUGCAGGUGAAAGUGGGAAAUCAUACUGCAGAGGGAAUGGGCACCAAUAAGAAGGUAGCCAAGCGCAACGCGGCUGAGAACAUGCUGGAGAUUCUUGGUUUCAAAGUCCCACAAGCUCAGCCCACCAAACCAGCGCUCAAAUCAGAGGAUAAGACACCUAUAAAGAAACCAGGGGAUGGAAGAAAAGUAACCUUUUUUGAACCUGGCUCUGGGGAUGAAAAUGUGACUAGCAAUAAAGAGGAUGAAUUUAGGAUGCCUUAUCUUAGUCAUCAGCAACUGCCUGCUGGAAUUCUUCCCAUGGUGCCCGAGGUGGCCCAGGCCGUAGGAGUCAGUCAAGGACAUCACACCAAAGAUUUUACCAGGGCAGCUCCGAAUCCUGCCAAGGCCACGGUAACUGCCAUGAUAGCCCGUGAAUUGUUGUAUGGGGGCACCUCGCCCACAGCCGAGACCAUUUUAAAGAAUAACAUCUCUUCAGGCCACGUACCCCAUGGACCUCUCACAAGACCCUCUGAGCAGUUGGACUAUCUUUCCAGAGUCCAGGGAUUUCAGGUUGAAUACAAAGACUUCCCCAAAAACAACAAGAACGAAUUUGUAUCUCUUAUCAAUUGCUCCUCUCAGCCGCCUCUGAUCAGCCACGGUAUUGGAAAGGAUUUGGAGUCCUGUCAUGACAUGGCUGCACUGAACAUUUUAAAGUUGCUCUCUGAGUUGGACCAACAAAGUACAGAGAUGCCAAGAACAGGAAAUGGACCAAUGUCUGUGUGUGGGAGGUGCUGAACCCCUUCUGGCCAUGAACCAUUAUAAAAUCCCCAACAUAUACUGAAAAUACUGAGACUGCUUUUGAAAAUUUGGAAUUUCUGAUACCUCCAGUGGGCCGAGAGACGCGAUGGGUAAAGAACUGGAGACAGCAGUGGUGACCAGGGCGGGAGGCUGUGGCCGCUUGCACGUGCUGUGGCCGGUCCCCACACUGCAGCAGCUGCUUUGGGGGAAGGCGGGCUCAGUUGUGAAGCCAGCAGGUCCGUGCCCCAGGCACUUCAGUGCUUGGUUUUGGGUUUUUUGGUUGGUGUAUUUUUUGCUGUGUGAAAGAAGAAAGCAGAAAGCAUGACCCCUUCUCAGACUGGCCCACUCAAACACUUUGGGACAAAUCCUGGACGUCCACGCCGGAGAGAGGCCUUAGACCAGCCGGCCCAGAGCUGCAAGCACCAGAGAAAAAUCACAUGCUUCCUACUCAGCGCGAGCUAACCUUUCCAGCGCGCUAUGGCUCACCGCCUCCGUGGUUCUCACACCAUCACCACUGCUUUCUCUUCCAAAAGAGAUACAUAUUCUUAGUUUUAUUAUUUUCUUUUGAUUGAAAUGACACUAUAUAAAUUUUCAUUUGAGUUUCUCAAUUGUAUCUAGUUACAUAGCACAGUUUAGAAACUUAUGAGACUGACUUUAUCAGUAAUUUAACCGGCAAAAAUUAAAUCCAUGUGUAUGUGGUUAUACCUUUUUAUUCUAUUGGACUAACCCAGGACCAUUUCAGUUAUGCAAAUUGUGUGCCCUCUGGUUUAGCUGAAACAGUCCUGGACUUCUCAGAAACUUUGAUGAAGUUUCCCACAGUUGUAUAAAUUGGACAAUUUAGGAAUUUUAAACUUUAAACGAUCAUUUGGCUCCUUUUCUAUUUCAUUUUUGUUAAUGCAACAGAACUUAAAUGAACUUUGAUCUCUGUUUUAAAAGUUAUUAAAAUCGUGUAUAUAUACCUAUGGCUCUUGAGAACACAUAGCUUUCACUACACUACAGGACGUGAUCUCCAUGUAGUACAUAUGAAACUGCGGAUUGGUUUCCCCGAGUGCUUUAUACUGUUGAUUGCAUCUCCAUGUAGGGCUGAAAAGAAUGACAUAUCUAUGUGUAUUUCUAAAACUGUGUUGCUUUUGAUGUUGUGUUACUGUGCACAGAAGUGUGUGCGGUAAGCUUCUGCACAUGGUCCAGCUGGAAAGCACGGUAGCCUAGCAAGUACUGCUUCGAUUCAUUGUUUACGCUGGAAUUUUUUCUCCCCAUGGAAUGUAAGUAAAACUUAGUGUUUGUCACCAAUAAAUGGUAAUACUAAA